AUGCCAAAACUUGUACUUGCAGCAGCCCUUGCUGCUCUUGUACCGACUGGGUACUCUCAAGAAUGCUCUGAAACCUUCACACCCAUCACCGCCGAGGACUUUGUUGCUGCUCUCCACCCCGGCUGGAACGUGGGGAACAGCCUGGACGCCAUUCCGGAUGAAGGGUCUUGGAACAAUGCUCCGGUAGAGGAAGGGACAUUUGAUAUUAUCAAGGAGGCUGGAUUCAACAGUAUCCGCCUUCCAGUCACCUGGACUCAUCACUUCAUCGGGGGUUCUCCUGACUGGACAGUUGAUCCGGAAUGGCUGCAGAGAGUUUCUGAUGUCUUGGAUAUGAUUACGUCUCGUGAUUUGUAUGCCAUUGUGAAUGUUCAUCAUGAUUCAUGGGAGUGGGCAGACGUCUCAGUGGCUGGAGCCAACUUGACCAUGAUUGAAGAAAAGUUUUAUAGGCUCUGGUAUCAGAUCGGAACAAAGCUCGCAUGUAAAUCGAGCCUUGUAGCCUUCGAGUCAAUCAACGAACCCCCGGCAAACACCGCUGAGGAUGGUGCCAAUAUCAACAAGCUGAACAGCAUCUUCCUUCAGGCCAUUGCUGACGCCGGUGGCUUUAAUUCGGAACGCGUUGUUAACCUUGUCGGAGGUGGACAGGACAGUGUCAAGACCUCGCAGUGGUUCGAGGCUCCGGCCAAUAUCACAAACCCUUGGGCUAUCCAGUUCCACUACUAUAGCCCUUACGACUUUAUCUUUAGUGCAUGGGGAAAGACGAUCUGGGGAUCCGACAGCGACAAAGACAUCCUCACCACAGACUUUGAGCUAAUCCGCAACAACUUUACCGACGUGCCCCUUAUUCUCGGUGAGUACGACGCAAGUGCCGAAAACACAGAGCCAGCCGCGCGCUGGAAAUACUUCGACCACCUCCAGCACGUCGCUUAUGACUUGAAAAUAGCCACUAUCAUGUGGGAUAAUGGAAACGACCAUCUCGACCGCACCACGGGCGAAUGGCGCGAUCCAGUUACACCGCAGUUGGUCGUAGGCACGACCGAAGAAACGCUCAACAGUCUCCCGGACAGCACCGAGGACGCCUCGGCCACAGAGCAGUCCUCAUCCGCAUACAUCUUCCACCGCGUUACGGAUCAAGUCACCGCGCAAACUGUACCCUAUCUCUUCAACGGAAACAGCCUCGUAUCAAUUACAGACUCCGCGGGUACAGUGCUAGAAAGUGGCUCGGACUACUCUGUCUCCGGCGCGAACAUCGUCUUCUCCGCGACGUACCUCGCAACAAAGUAUACCUCAUCCACAGCUCCCGGCGUCAUCGAUACUCUAACCCUCGAAUUUGAUGGCGGCGCCUCGUCUCCUACAAUUGAGAUUGUACAAUGGGAUAAGCCAGUCCUAGCGACAACUUCAGCCUUCGCCUCUGCAGUGUCAGGUGCGGAUCUCUCUAUUUCAAUUACCUGGAACGGCCUGUCGACAGUCGCCGCCGUGAAAGCCCUUACGACCUCCGGCGUAUAUCUCUUCGAUGACUGGACGCAGUGGCUAGGUCCGCUUCAGCAAGCUCGCGCUACUUACAGCAACCACUAUAACUGGGGCGAUGACAACGUCAUUCUUACCGCUGCUGCUAUUGACGCGGUCGUUGCGGCGGGUCAGACGACGGUGUUUACGUUUGAGUUCUAUCCACGUGUCGCUGGGGGUGUGAAUACGGCCAAUUUCACCUUGACGGUUUAG
Molecule: messenger RNA, 1716 nt
Organism: Aspergillus calidoustus
Lineage: Eukaryota; Fungi; Ascomycota; Eurotiomycetes; Eurotiales; Aspergillaceae
Source: the annotation of a GenBank genome assembly